Molecule: messenger RNA, 3090 nt
Organism: Salmo salar (Atlantic salmon)
Lineage: Eukaryota; Metazoa; Chordata; Actinopteri; Salmoniformes; Salmonidae
Source: RefSeq, a predicted model, not a curated record
ACUGUAUCGCUGGAAUCAGGUGAGCCCCCCUAUUGGUGCUCUAGUGGUACAGUCCAAUCGCAGUUUGGAGUUGUUGCUGAGGAGGUUUCGUAGUCCAGCGGACAGACAAGCGUGUUCGAUGGAAGACGGCUCUACUUUCAAAAUGUUCCUGCCUUGCCUAAGGAAUUACCCGCUUUCCAAAGGACAGCAUGCUUUAUUUAUUGUUCUUCUGUACAUCUUGACAGGUGUGGGGGGCAGUCAGGUGUUGGUGCCCCAGAAGGUGAGUGCUGUAUUGGGGAAGAAUGUGACGUUGGGCUGUAGCGUGGAGGUGGGGGCCAACCUCAGUCUUACCCAGAGUUCCUGGGAGCGCCGGCUCCCCACAGGCUCAGUGACUGUGGCGGUGUACAAUCCCGUGUUCGGCAUCUCGAUCCCCCCAAACUACGUGCGCCGCCUGUCCUUCCGCUCGCCCUCCUCCCAUGACGCCACCAUCGUACUGGAGGAUGUGGGCUUUGAGGACAUUGGAGUGUACACCUGCAAGGUGGCCACCUUCCCCCUGGGCAACACACAGGCCUCCACCACUGUCAGCGUGCUCGUGGAGCCCAGGGUGUACGUGUCGGCUGGCUCGGUGGCUCUGAUCGACGAGGGCAAUGAAACGGUGGUGGCCACCUGCAUCGCUGAGCGGGCCCGGCCCCCCGCCGAAGUCUCCUGGGAGACGGACCUGUUUGGGCAAUCAGAGGUGUCGCUGCAGGACGAGGCAAACGGCACAACCAGCACCCAGGUGCGCUACCUGUGGCAGCCCACCCGCCACGUCCAGGGUCACGCCCUCACCUGUGUGGUGCGUCAUCCUGCCCUGCACACAGACUUCAGGAUCCCCUACCAGCUCAACGUGCAGUACGCCCCAGACAUCGUGGUGGUAGGUUAUGACGGUGACUGGUAUGUGGGCCGUGAGAACAUCCAACUGACCUGCAAAGCCAACGCAAACCCACCAGCACACCACUUCACAUGGAUCAGACUGGACGGGAAAAUGCCAGAGGGGGUGGAGAUAGUGAACAACACGUUGCUGUUUCUGAGACCCCUCCAACGGAAUGACUCUGGAGUCUACAGGUGUGAGGUUGCCAAUGACAUCAACCUACGCAGCAGGGACCUGCGGAUACGCAUACAAGACCAGCCUCAGGAAAAGAGGGCGAACUCUGUUGCUGUGGCAGGGGCAGUGAUAGGGGCUGUCCUCGCCCUCUUCCUCAUAGCCGUCUUCACCAUCGUCAUCCUCACUGCACAGAAGACCUCGGCCCCAACGUACACAGACAAAGUGAUUGAUCUCCCUCCGACGCACAAGCCUCCUCCUCCCUACACAGAGAGACCGUCAGCCAUCCCUCUGGUUGUCCACGCACCACAGGUGGCCUCCCUUUCACAGGCUCACAGGGCUGUGCGGCAGUUUGAGAUGGCAGAGAGAACACCUGCCAGGCUCACACCCCGGGAACCCCGAAGCCCCUCCCACCAGCCUCUGUCCUAUCAGGAGUGGGUGUGUCACCAGAACGGGGCGGAUCGCAUCUACAUCAACCACCGGGAACACUAUGUGUGACGGACACGUCCUAAACCUUCUAUGGACCUGUCAAUCAAUCACUCACCCUGCCCCACCCAUCGCCAUGCAGGCUCACAGAGGCCGUCCUUUUCAAUGUGAAGAACCCAGGCAACGAAAUAGUUUGACUUGACCAAGCCUUCAUAGAUGAGUCUACUCCACAUUUAACAUCAUUUGAGAGCAGCAGUUAUCACCUGUAGGAAGCAAGACUAAUGAGGCCGAAGCAUAAACUGCUGAGUUUCUCUGAGGAACAACAAGCCAAACACCACCUCCACUCCCCUUCUCCGAACCACCGCACACACACCUAUUCUGUUCCCAACCACAUCAAUGAACAGAGGACAACAGCAUAGGGAAGAGCAGGAAGACAGAUUUGUUACAGUACCACAAAGUAACUAUUUAAAAUGGAACACUAAGCUCUGCUUUGUACCCUAUAGGAGUGGAAUAAUAUGAAAACACCAUACUAAGCUCUCUUAUGUAUAGGAGUUGAAUGUGUUACUAUGUCACUGUGGCUAUGUGAUAAUCCUGUGUACAGGUAUGCUCUUUGAAUUAGUUACAACUAAUACUUUUUUUAGGAUUGUGGUAAACACCAGGCAUAUCUCUGUACCGUUCUGGUAAACACACAGCCAAUUUAGUAGGAUUCUAACUUCAUGGUAUAAGAACAGAAAUAGUAACAUUGUCUGAAGGACCAUGCACCAGGACAUCAGGAUCUGAACAGAGAUGGUAACAUUGUCUGAAGGACCAUGCACCAGGACAUCAGGAUCUGAACAGAGAUGGUAACAUUGUCUGAAGGACCAUGCACCAGGACAUCAGGAUCUGAACAGAGAUGGUAACAUUGUCUGAAGGACCAUGCACCAGGACAUCAGGAUCUGAACAGAGAUGGUAACAUUGUCUGAAGGACCAUGCACCAGGACAUCAGGAUCUGAACAGAGAUGGUAACAUUGUCUGAAGGACCAUGCACCAGGACAUCAGGAUCUGAACAGAGAUGGUAACAUUGUCUGAAGGACCAUGCACCAGGACAUCAGGAUCUGAACAGAGAUGGUAACAUUGUCUGAAGGACCAUGCACCAGGACAUCAGGAUCUGAACAGAGAUGGUAACAUUGUCUGAAGGACCAUGCACCAGGACAUCAGGAUCUGAACAGAGAUGGUAACAUUGUCUGAAGGACCAUGCACCAGGACAUCAGGAUCUGAACAGAGAUGGUAACAUUGUCUGAAGGACCAUGCACCAGGACAUCAGGAUCUGAACAGAGAUGGUAACAUUGUCUGAAGGACCAUGCACCAGGACAUCAGGAUCAAGCAUACCAGAUAGCAACAGUAUACCAGAUAGUAACAUAUAAUGAAAUUCGCUGUACUCUAUCAUGUAAUUUAAAUGUUGAGAAAAGAUGAAUGUGGUUUAAUGCUUCGAGAAGUUAACUGAAUCAUAGAAAAAGGAAACUUUCGCACUUGGAAUUGAAACAUGAAUACGUCAGUGGAAAAAUCCUAUUUGUGUUAUUUCGCUGCAAUUUCGUAGAGGUCUUUCUUGCGCCAUUUAUAUAUUU